AUGAGAAUGUUAAGAUCAGAAGAACAAAUUCAUAUCAUUGAUAGUAAAGUGACUGUUGAAGAAAUUAUGAAGGAUAUAGUUAGCAAAAAUGUCAUAUCAGAUCCAUUCUAUAUAUUUGAUAUUGGUGAUCUUGUGAAUAAAGCAAUAAUUUGGCAGCAAAUAUUCCCACGUGUAAAACCUUUUUAUGCUGUGAAAAGUAACGACAGUUCCCUCGUACUAGAAAUUUUGGCAGCGUCUGGAAUAAAUUUUGAUUGUGCUUCCAAAGCCGAGAUAAAAAAAGUUUUGGACUUGGGAGUGAAUCCGUCACGUAUAAUAUUUGCUAAUCCGGCAAAAAUGGCUUCACAUAUAAAAUAUGCCAUGAGGAAAUGCGUUGAUCUGACAACAUUUGAUAAUAAACUGGAACUGUACAAAAUUAAAUCAUUACAUCCAUCUUGCAACUUGGUUAUACGAAUUCGUUGUGAUGCAACUGAAGCACAGUGCCCACUUGGUAUCAAAUAUGGGUGUGAUCCUCUAACCGAAGCACCAUCAUUAAUGGCAUUGGCUGGUGAUUUAGGUUUGUCUGUAGUUGGAGUGAGCUUUCAUAUUGGUUCAGGAUGCAAUGAACCAGCUGCCUUUCAAAGAGCUAUUGCUGCUUCAGCAGGUAUUUUCCAACUUGCUCAGGAGUUGGGUUUUAAGAAUAUGCACUUGUUGAACAUUGGUGGAGGAUUUCCUGGAAAUAAAAACACUUCAUUGAACAAAAUUGCAAAUAUAGUGAAUGAUGCACUUAAUGAAUGGUUCCCUCCAAAUAAUGGAGUGACUAUCAUAGCAGAACCUGGUAGAUAUUUUGUAGCUUCAGCAUUUACACUCGCUACAAAAAUCCAUUCUAUUAAAAAACGUUCAAAUGAUGAAAGUCAUAUCAUGUAUUUCAUCAACGAUGGAGUGUAUGGUUCUUUCAGUAGUAUUCUUUAUGAUCACUCAGUUGUUGUGCCCAAAUCUUUAUAUGAUUAUUCGAGAAGUCGUCCAAUUUGUGAGAGUUCCAUCUGGGGACCUACUUGUGAUGGUUUAGAUAAAGUAGUUGAUCUUGUGAACAUGCCACUGUUGAAAAUGGAUGAAUGGAUUACUUUUGAAAACAUGGGAGCUUAUACAAUACCUGUAGCUAGCACAUUUAAUGGAUUCCCCCUUCCCAAGGUCUUUGCUGUCGCUAAUCAAAUAAUUUGGAAUAAGUUGAAAAAUACAAUGCCUAUAUCUGAGGACCAUUUCACAACCGUGCCUAUUGUUGCAACUAUCAAAAUGAUACAAUCAGAAUCUAUUGAAGAUGAUGCAUGUGAUGAAAACAAUUUUAAAUGUACUCAAUAA
Messenger RNA from Macrosiphum euphorbiae (potato aphid), 1335 nucleotides. NCBI's taxonomy places the organism in Eukaryota, Metazoa, Arthropoda, Insecta, Hemiptera, Aphididae. The record is from the annotation of a GenBank genome assembly.